Messenger RNA from Zasmidium cellare ATCC 36951, 1602 nucleotides. RefSeq lists its product as uncharacterized. Lineage: Eukaryota; Fungi; Ascomycota; Dothideomycetes; Mycosphaerellales; Mycosphaerellaceae. The coding region runs from base 1 to 1602 and encodes 533 amino acids. The transcript has 3 exons. The record is from RefSeq and is a predicted model, not a curated record.
AUGGGCAACACCAUAUCCUACGAAACCACCCCCACGACUCUCUCGUUGGGCUUGAAAGGCAGUGUAAAAGGUCUUCAAUUUUCGAACAAGUCGAUUCGAUUCGCUGGUGUGCCCUAUGCGUUGCCUCCGACUGGAGAGUAUCGAUGGCGGAAACCGAGACCUCUGCCGGAAUCACACCAGUACGAUGAGUUUGAUGCUACAGAGUUCAAGAAUCCAUGCUGGCAGAAGCUGUUUGGCAAGGUAGCCAAGGCGGAGGGGACGGAAGCGCAGUAUUCUGAGGAUUGUUUGUUGCUGAAUAUCUGGACGCCGGCGUUGAAGGAUGGGGAGACGUUGGAGGGGAGGAAGUUGCCUGUGGUGCUAUGGCUCCAUGGCGGCUGGUUUCAAAUGGGCGACCCAUCCCAAGAACCCGGGAUGGAUCCCAUCGAACUCAUCUCGACCGGCGGCCUCAACGCCAUCUUCAUAGCCAUAGGCUACCGGCUCAACAUCUUCGGCUUCCUCGCAGGCUCGGCUCUUCUAGAAGACAGCGACGGCGCAGCAGCCGGUAACUGCGGCCUCUGGGACCAACGUCUCGCCAUGGAGUGGGUGCAGGAAAACAUCCAGCACUUCGGCGGCGACCCCAACAACAUCGUCCUCGGCGGACGGAGUGGGGGCGCAUACGGCGUCGAAGCGCAAGUCCUCCACGAGAUGCGGAAUCCCGCCUGCGAGAACCUCAUCAAGAAAUUCUACAUGCUCUCCAACGCCAUCCCGGCCCAACCCAAAACCGUCGCAGAGACCGAAUCCCAAUUCGACGAAGUCUGCACAUACUUCAACCUCCCUGCAUCCCUCCCCGCGAAAGAGAAACUCGCCCGUCUGCGCCAUAUCCCCGCCAAAGACCUCGUCGACGCCCUCGAGAGAAUGAAGAACCAUACCUUCCGCCCCGUCACGGAUGACCUCUUCAUCCACUCCAACCUAAUCGAGUUCCUCACCUCCGGCAGAUUCGCGAAGACGUUCAAAGACCGCGGGAUGAAACUCCUCAUCGGCGAAGUCCUCAACGAAGAAAGCCUCUACGCGGAAUACAACUCCCCGGAACAACCCAUCCUCUCCGCCCUCCAACACCAACUCGAGAAUUACUACGCCCCGUCGACGGUGGAGCGCAUAUUACCUUCAUCCACCCUCCCCUCCUCCUCCUCCCUCCAACCCUGGAAGUCCCUCUACGGCACCAUCGCGGCAGACGGCCAAGUCCGCGCACCCUCUCGCUUCCUGGCCAAAAAGCUCUUCGAGAACGGCGUGGGUGUCGACGACGUCUGGAGGUAUUUAAUUGCGUAUCGGAUGGGGUUUAUCGAUGAGAGCGUCGCGCCGGGGGAGUUUGGGGUGGCGCAUGCGAUGGAUAAGCCGUUUUGGAACUUUUCGAUAACGCACGGUCCGAGCGCUGAGGAGAGGGCGUUGAUGGAGGAGUGGAUUGAAAUUCUGGUGGCGUUCGUGCACGGAGAUGAAGAAUAUGAGUUUGGGACGAAGAGGGUGGAUGAGGUUAAAGUCGCCACGCCGGAGAAGAAAAUCGAGAUUUGGAAGGAUGAGAGAUGGGAGGAUCUGAGUAAAUUGGGCGGUGUGUUCGCGAGUGCGUGA